GACAUGCAGCGGACUGCAGCGAAACGUUCGACAAUACAAAAACAACUCAUCGACGCGUACAUAAAAUAUUUGAUUUAAUGUUUUGCGAGGUCGACGUGGAAUAUUCGCAAGUGAAAAGCGUGUAAAAAUGUAAAAUAAGUGAGAAAUCAGUAUUUGCAAUAGCGACACAGUGAUUGGACUUUCCAAAAAACAAAAAUACGAUGCGAAAUAAUUUGGAAACGUAUACGAAAUUGAUAAAAGUGUUCAAAAUUAUAUAAAACGUAUUUUAUUAUAUUCUUAAAGGCGUAGUAAAUGCACUGGUGUCUGUGUCAAGUAGAGUAAAUAUUUAAACUACAAGAGUAUUUACAUACACAUACAUAAAUGAUAAAGUUUUUUACAAAAUCAAAAAUGUAUACCUCAGAGCUAAUGGAACAUAUUGGUGAUUACCUAAGUAACAUCAUACACUUACAAGUAAUGGACAUGGCCAAAGGCCAAAACCAAGAAAGCGUUAAAUCCAUACUGGGCCGUCACACAAAAAUUCUGGUCAAGUAUAUGGUUAAAUUGGAGACGAAAGGUGACAAAACCGAAAACCGUGUUUUGGUUUUCACGCCAGUUCGUAUUUAUUUGCUAAUCGCAAAGGUGCCCACAAAGAUCGAAUGUCACUUUCACUACUUGGACAUACAGGCAGUGGAAAGCAAAAAGUCAACACACUUCUCAAUCAUCACAAAUGAUCGUCCGUACUCAUUUGCAACGAGCUUCGAUGCGGGGAGCUUCAGUGCGAACGCUGACGUUAUACUCACCGAUUUGGCAUCGGCAAUUAAGCACAUUUUCCCAACAGUUCCUCUCAAGUACAUCAUAAGAAAAAUCGAUAUUCAACCGCCCGAACGUGAGGUUGUUUUCUCCGAAGAGUUUCGUCCCACAGACCCACGCAGCGUUGGCCCAUGCGGUGGUUUCAGCACACAAUAUGCUUGCAUGUGUGAUUUCCAUGGCGUGCCCUACAGAGAGGAAGUCGCUUGGGAUAUCGAUACGAUUUAUUUAUCCCACGAUACACGCGUGCUGAAUUUACGUGAUUUUGAUCAUUUGGAACCAAAAGACUUAAUGGCCAUUGUGUCCGCAUUGGAGUAUAACACAUUUUUUCGCGGUCUAAAAGCAUCACAUAUGCGCCUCUCCAAUGAGACUUUGGAGCGCAUUCUACACGUGCUCAAGCGUUCAAUGUGGCUGGAGGAGCUGCAUUUGGAGGCGUUAGGUUUAAGAUCGGAUUUUCUGCAUAAAUUAGCUGUAUCUGUGAUUACAAACAACAAUCCCGCAAUACGUACGAUCGAUUUGAGUCAUAAUUUAAUUGAGGAUAAAGGUGCUAUCCACUUGGCAGGUCCCAUUGCCAAGGUUUCGAAAGGUCUUUGCAAGCUGGCGCUCGCCCAUUGCGGUCUAACAUCGAAGGGCGUGAAUCAGAUGUCACAUUCAUUGUCUCUGAAUCAAAGCAUUUCCAAUUCACUCACACAUUUAGAUUUAAGUGGCAAUAGUCUCAAGGACGACAUAACAAAUUUACAUAAUUUCCUUGCACAACCGAAUGUUUUGGAACAUUUAGAUCUCUCAUCGACUGAUAUAAUCUUGGAGAAUUUAUUUGGUGCCCUUUUACGCGGUUGUGCAACGCAUUUAGCUCACUUAAAUGUUUCACAUAAUUCUUUUAGCACAAAAAAAGGCAAAGAGAUACCGCCAUCGUUUAAGCAAUUCUUCACCAGCACAUUGAGUUUAAAACAUUUAAAUAUUGCCGGUUGUAAACUGCCAAUGGAAGCGCUCAAAAACUUACUGCUCGGUUUAGCCUGCAACGAGUCCACAGCUGGGCUGUAUUUAGAUUUAAGUAGCAAUACAUUAGGUGCCCAGGGCGCGCAUGUUUUGGAAUCAUGCAUACAUGGUGUACGAGUUUUACAAAGUUUAGAUAUAAGUGACAAUAAUUUGGAUGCCGAAUUAGCUCCCGUUUUAACAGCGAUUUCGAAAAAUCCCUCAAUACGUACACUUUACAUGACACGCAGCCUGACCGGCAUGAAAUUGAAACAUAUUCCCACCGUUAUGGACGCGCUCGUUAAUCUGAUACAAAAAGACGACUUCCCAUUGGCUGAGUUGGUGAUCUCUGAAAAUAAGUUGAAGAAUGAUAUACACGACUUCAUUAAUGCCCUUGGCAGUAAUCAAAGUUUGCAAAAACUAGACAUAAGCGGCAACUAUAUGGGUGACGUCGGUGCGCGCCUGCUCGCCAAAGCUCUGCAAAUCAACAACAAACUGCGCACAAUUUACAUGGACAAGAACAACAUAACACCGCAGGGUUACGGCGACAUCGUCUACGCUUUAGAAAACAAUCACAGCAUGCGCACCAUACAAUAUCCGGUUUUCGACAUUACACCACACAUGAAAAACCAUCCGGAGAAGACCGAUGCGAUUAUGCGCAAAAUGCAAGAGCUUCUACAACGCAACUGCAAUGGACUGAAGCGCGCCAACGGACAAGGAUUCCGAUUGCAACAUGGUUUCAUGCUCUCCUCCACACACCAACUGGUCGAUAAGCUCGUGGCCGAAACACAAGAUAACAUCUCAGUGGCUAAAGGUAGCGAUUCGUCGGCAGUGCAGCGGCUGAUCGAUGACGCCGAGAACUGCAAACAAUUAAUGCCAAAAUUACAGGAGGCUGUGCGUUGUGAAUCGCAUCCGGUGGAAAUAAAGCUUACACGCAUCGCCAGUGACCUCAGCUACACCAUACAGGGUUAUUUGGAGGAAACAUUGGAGACCAUGCUGCGCACUGCUGUCGAGCAGUGUCCCAAAACAUUGGGCAGUCAAAUGGUCGUGCAAGACUUGCGUAAAGCGCUGAGUGAGCGUCUACAAAUACCCGAAGAUUUUCUACAGAGUUGUUUGUUGAAUAAUGCCGGCAGUGAGAUCAUGAACAAAGUGGGUGAAAUCGAACAAUCAUUGGCGGCAUCCAUCUCUGACCGCGCCACGGACGAGGUGUUGGAGGCGCUCACACGCUAUCGGCGCGGGCUGGGCAUUGCCGAUUCACCAUCUGUGCUGCUCGAUGAGCCGCAAACACCUGAUAUUGUGCGCAGCCGUUCGAGUCAUGAUGCGGAUGGCCUGAUAAUACGCCCCGGACGUGGUUCCGUUCUACCCAAAAUGGGUCUGGAAUCGCCCACUGCUACCCCACACAUGCCCACCAAGCGUCGUUCGGUGGCGCGCAAAGUGCGUCCUCAGUCCGUCGUGGAGAACCUCAGCUUGGGGCAUAUACCCGACCUGUUGGAGUCACCCUCUUCGCAUCGCUCCUCGUCACAGCUAUCGCCACGCGAUUCGAAUGGCAUGGGCGCCAGCAUUGCCGGCACGACUACUGGGGGUAGUGGCAACGGGUUGGAUGAUUUAGGCGGUGACGAAUGCGGCGACUCAAUAACUGAACUUCCCAGCGCCUCAUUCCAAUUGCAACAUCUGGUUAAGGGACGACCGAAACGCGCCAAGACGCGCGCACCAACGCGGCCGUUGGUUGCGGUGGACAAUAGCGCCAGCCCGAGCACCAAAGAGAUAGGCGAGGGUUUGGAUUUAUUCUUUCGUCCCGGUUCGGUGACGCCCACCACGUUGACGCCGCUGAUUUCACCCACUUCCGAAGAGUGCAGCUCGCUAUCGUUUGUCGAUAGUCCAACAAUGAGUCGUGAUGGCAACGGUCAUCUGACAUCCGAAGAAACUACACCCAUAUUGGAGGAGCGCAGACCCAUUAAGCUGGAUCGGCAGUCACCAUUGCUCAAGGGUAAAUGCGUGCCAUGGACCACACGUUCGCGUUCGACAGACAAUUUGGAAAAAUAUUCGCCACUAAUUGGCCGUAAAUCGCCGCUGGUGAAAAUGCGUACURAAGGUGGCAGCGUUGCGGCGGGUGAUGAGCCCAAUUCAGCACUAAAAGCUCCAGAACGUGAGAAUAAGAUGCGUUCGCCAAGCAGUGAUUCGAUACGUAGCCACACCGGAGGCGAUGGCAUCAGCAUUAAGACCACUAACSGUAUUAUACGCACACCAAUAAUACUGCAGAAGCCACGUCCCUGGUCGGUAGUAGGAAAUGAACCCAAAGCGCCUGGUGCCAACGACUUCCAAAACAGUGACUCUAGUAAAACGACGCCGGAAAAGCUCGAUGAAGAUGCUGAAUCCAUAUCGUUUAGUCAGAGCAGCAACAAUGUCGGCAGUGUGCCAGGUCCCACAUUGGAGAAAAAAUCUGUAAGGGAGCUUGCAGCAGGCUUAAGUCGCUUGGAACUUCCAAUGAAGCCACAAGUGUUGCCGAGAACCCUGCUUACCGGCGCAUCGGCGAUAUCCAAGUCAUCGUCCACAUCGCACAUUACCAGCACGAAUAGCAAUAGUGCGAGCAGUCGAAGUAGUAGCACUACUACAACAACAACAAUGCUGCAAACGCAGCGCAUGAGAAUAACAAGUAAUAGCAGUAGCAGCAGCUCUACAACAACAACGACGAACACGGGCUCGUCAAACGUUACAAACGGCAAUGAGAAUCACGAAACAUUGCUCACUAAAACAGUUAUCACUGAAAACGGCAACGGAAGCAGCAGCAGCAGUUUCAUAACCAACGAAAUCAUUAACAUACGUAACGACACCAACAGCUGCAGCACCGCCACCACCCACAAUCGCGAUAGCACCAACACAAACGCAAGUGAAAACAGCAAUGUGGAUCGGUUGAGCACCGGCAGCAAUGCCUCCAGUUUGGGUAUACCCGUUGGUGGCUUUAAGCGAAUUGCGGGCAAAGAGAUUUCCGCCUUAUUUGAGGAGACAUUAGUUGAAGGCCUACAACGCUCUUCGACUCGACGAUUAUUUAGAGACACACAAUAUACAAAGGAAGAUGUUGUUGAUUUGUGAGACAUUUAAAAUAAAAUAAAUCAUUUUCAAAGUAAAAUACAGAACUGCAGCGUAGCAGAUGCAUCGACAACAGCGAUAUGUGGAA
Bactrocera latifrons is the source of this 4933-nucleotide messenger RNA. RefSeq names its product F-actin-uncapping protein LRRC16A (gene LRR). Gene Ontology annotation, cellular component: lamellipodium; plasma membrane. Bases 361 to 4848 code for a protein of 1495 amino acids. The transcript has 23 exons. Gene Ontology annotation, biological process: regulation of Arp2/3 complex-mediated actin nucleation; cell migration. NCBI's taxonomy places the organism in Eukaryota, Metazoa, Arthropoda, Insecta, Diptera, Tephritidae. Gene Ontology annotation, molecular function: protein binding. The record is from RefSeq and is a predicted model, not a curated record.